CGCCGAAUACUUUGCAAAGGGCCGUCAGCACUCGCACAUCUGUCGCGUACAGUGCACUGGAUGUUUCAGACUCGUCUGUUGAGGUUGUCGGAACAAUCUGUUAUCCCCCUCGCCGACAUGUCUUUCAUACAACCUGGGGACUCCCCGUACGAUACUCCAGAAUUAACAGCAAACAACGACGGGAACAGGCACUUCGACCGCAUGGCACAUGCUUCGCCGACUAUGUUGGAGUUACGGAAAACCCUGUCGCGCAUGCGGUCGUGGACGCGAAAGCUCUCGAAGCUGUCUUGGACCUUCUUGGAACGACAUUGGAUCACAACCUCAAUCGUGGUCAUGGUUUCAAUUGUCGCCAUCAGCAUGGCCAUUGGCUGGUCGUUACGACUACGCUUCUUUAAGGCUGAAACUUUUCCUCCAUUUAUAAAUUCCACUAACGAUAUCCUGCUGAGUGCAAACUUGAUCUCGAUAGAUCCAGUUGGGCAGACGAUGAUGAUCGAUUGGGCUAUUUAUGAUGAUGUGCAACAAGAAGGUGACUGCCAGGACGUCAAUAUCUACAUCGACCAGAAUCAGUUACGGACCGGUUCAAUAUCCAGUUCUCCUUUUGACAAUGAGAAACCUUCCCCGAUAUUCUUCGUCAAUUGCACCGACUACCUGCUCCAAACUUAUGGAGGUGACUUUCGGUUCAAUUCUUUAGAGUUCCGCACGCAAAUCGCUAUCUCGAAUCUAUGGCGGACAGCACAAGACUACCCAUUUGACAAAUAUUAUGCACAGAUAACCCUUUUCGCUCAGACUCCAGAGAAUGUCACUGUCCCCAUUGGAAUUGACGAAACGACGGGAAUUGCUGUGGGAUAUAAUGCAAAGUUCGACACGAUAGAUUCCUCCUACGGUCCGCACGGUGAACUCGUCGCAUCACUCACAAUCACCCGGGGUCAAGUAAUCCGGAUUUAUGCUAUCCUCAUUGUGCUUUCAAUUUGGCUCGUCACUUUGACGUUCGUCGCGACCUGCGUCAUUACAGUCGCUUUUGGCAAAGGCAUCAAACCUGAUAUUCUGGUUGUUCCCGUUGGUGCCCUAUUCGCCUUUACACAACUUCGGAGCACAAUGCCCGGCGCUCCUUCAGGAUUCGGUGCUGAUAUCGACUUCAUGGGCAUUCUGCCGUGUCUUGCGUUGAUGACGCUGGCGUCUGUGUUCAUGAGCGCUGUGUUCCUUUUCCGUCGCAAUCCCGAGGACGAUACCGAUCGGUGGAAGAAGCUGGUCUCGUCGCAUGGUCCAUUGGUCUAGGAGUUAUCUGAAGCAGGUCUCAGCGUUUCCUGUGAUAGCCUAUUAUUAGACUGUUUUCCUACCAUGGCUCCAAAUGAAGACGGCGUAGAGCCAGUAAUCAUCCUGAGGAUACUGUUCUAUUAGCAUCUAAUGUCUUGGACGUAUAUACAGUAGUUUCCAAGUAUAAUGUCAGUCACG
Messenger RNA from Laetiporus sulphureus 93-53, 1452 nucleotides. RefSeq lists its product as uncharacterized. The record is from RefSeq and is a predicted model, not a curated record. NCBI's taxonomy places the organism in Eukaryota, Fungi, Basidiomycota, Agaricomycetes, Polyporales, Laetiporaceae. The transcript has 10 exons. The coding region runs from base 118 to 1275 and encodes 385 amino acids.